GUACCUCUGCGGUCUCCGUCCUGUAUGCCCAGCCUUCAGUUUGAAUCUUCGGGCGGUUUUUAGCUACAGCAGCGAAAGGAAACUUUUAGAAUGGCCACCCCUGCCACCAGCCCCGACCAGGGCGCAUUUAAAACCCCUAAAAUUGUCCGAGUGAGGAGCACCGGAAGCACCAGCGGAACCCCCAUCACCAUCCCUGCCUCUCCUUUCAUGAAGAAGUUGGGUUGUGGGACUGGAGUCAACGUCUAUCUUAUGAACAGAGUGGGCAACCUAAAUGCAUCACCCUGGGCUGUGAAGAAGAUCAACAGUAAAUGUGCAGCCAAACAGGUGACUGUUUACCAGGAGCGCCUCAACGAGGAGGCAAAGGUCCUGAAAGGAAUCAAUCACCCAAACAUUGUUGGUUUCCGUGCCUUCACCACUGCCAAAGAUGGCUCCAAGUGUCUGGCCAUGGAGUACGGAGGAGAGCAGUCCCUCAAUGACCUGAUAGAGAAGCGGAGGGAGGACGGCCUGAAAGCUUUUCCUGCCGCUAUUAUAGAGAAAGUGGCACUGCAUGUGGCUCGUGGCCUGCAGUAUCUACACAAUGAGAAGAAGCUGCUGCACGGGGACAUGAAAUCAUGUAACGUGGUCAUCAAGGGUGACUUUGAAACAGUGAAAAUCUGCGAUGUUGGCGUGUCUCUGCAGCUGGAUGAAAACAUGAAAGUGUCUGACCCAAAAGCGGAGUACAUCGGCACAGAGCCGUGGAAGCCCAAGGAAUGUUUGGAAGAAGGUGGAGAGAUCACAGACAAGGCAGACAUCUACGCCUACGGUCUCACUCUGUGGGAGAUGAUGACGCUGGCCAUGCCUCAUCUGGAGAUGCUGGAGGAUGAUGAGGGUGAAGUUUUAGAGGACUCUAUGGAGCUGAGUUUUGAUGAGGACGCCUACUAUGAGCGGCUGGGGACGCGGCCGGCACUGGACACCGAGGCUCUGGGCAGCUCGUACCGGAGAAUGGUGGAGCUCUUCUACCUCUGCACGGAGGAGGACCCCAAGAAAAGACCAACAGCCGCCCAGAUCGUCCAGGCUUUAGAGAGCAACGCCUCCCUGGACAAAACGCCCUCUGAGGUGAUCGUUAUCGACUGAGUUAUUCUGCUCGCUGUGUCAGAGGUGCAGCUUAGAAAUGUGUAAUGAAACUUCAUAAAUGUCGGGCUAAUAGAUUUUUUUUUUAAGGGGUUAAUGAUUAUAGAACAGAUGGACAUAAUGAGUCCCCUGAUUCAUAUCUAUUUUUUCUGCACGGGUUAAUAAACAAACUAACACUGAGCAUAAACAUAGUUAAUGGUCAAAGUGGAUUUAAAGAUAAACAUACUACAGACUCACUUGCUCAAAUGCCUUUCCAGUUUGUGCUGACCUCUUUAUAUCGCUAUUUGUCUGUUAUCUUUCCUAUUGUGUUACAGUCGUGUUUUAUAUUGUAAAUGUUUUUACUUUCAUCCACUGUUUAUAUGUAUUUGUCAUUUUAAUCUCAUUCAACUUGUAACCUGUAAAAUGUUUGUUUAUAGUUUUUUUUUUUUUUUGAAUAUCAAUAAAUUGGACAAUGAUCCCAGACCCC
Messenger RNA from Neolamprologus brichardi, 1576 nucleotides. RefSeq names its product PDZ binding kinase (gene pbk). Gene Ontology annotation, biological process: peptidyl-serine phosphorylation. Gene Ontology annotation, molecular function: ATP binding; protein serine/threonine kinase activity. The record is from RefSeq and is a predicted model, not a curated record. NCBI's taxonomy places the organism in Eukaryota, Metazoa, Chordata, Actinopteri, Cichliformes, Cichlidae.